This is a messenger RNA of Monomorium pharaonis (pharaoh ant), 2349 nucleotides long. Its product is annotated as aminopeptidase Q. Gene Ontology annotation, cellular component: cytoplasm. Gene Ontology annotation, biological process: peptide catabolic process; proteolysis. Bases 58 to 2031 code for a protein of 657 amino acids. The record is from RefSeq and is a predicted model, not a curated record. Lineage: Eukaryota; Metazoa; Arthropoda; Insecta; Hymenoptera; Formicidae. The transcript has 7 exons. Gene Ontology annotation, molecular function: metalloaminopeptidase activity; peptide binding; zinc ion binding.
CCUUUUUCUAUAUAAUAACAUUUUUUGAGAUUUUAAUUGUGAUAUCUGUGUAGAUAUAUGCUCGCGACACGCAAUCGUGCAAUUGGAGCCCGACAUUUAUUUCCUUGCUGGGAUGAUCUAAAAUGGAGAACCACCUUUACUUUCGUGAUAAAACAUUACCGCAAUUUUACGGCUUUAUCCAACAUGCCGAGAUACAGAAUAUAUCGUGAUAGAUAUGUAGUAGAUCGUAUGGAUUUUGUAUGGACAUACUUCCAUACUACUCCUCCAAUAUCUACUUAUCAUAUUGCGAUUGUGGUGACUAAUUACAAUUUUACUCGCAUUAACCGAACUAUCGCUUUGUGGUGUAGAGAAUGUUCUGGAAAACAUUCUUUUGAAUUUGCAAAGAAUGUUAUAAAAUAUAUUACGCCGAAUGUAGAAUCUGAAUUUGAAGAAAUAAAGAUUCCAAAAACGGAUCAUGUUAUAAUUCCUAAUUAUCCACAAGACGGUACAUCAAAGUUGGGACUUAUUUUUUACAGCAAAUUUUGCUCGCUGCCUGUUGAUGAAUUCUGGUAUAUACAAGAAGACGUUGCUAAUGCAUCACGUCAAUUAUUUAAUUCAAGAGAUUUUCCAUUUUGGUUAUCUUAUAACAAUUAUCCUGACUUGUACUGGAUACAAAACGAUCCUAGUUCGGGCAUUUUGAGACAACAAUUCGGCGGGUGGUGGAUACCUACUGCUUUAGUAACAAAAAGUUUUCUACCUGGAAUUAUUGAAUUAUGGUUGACACCAAACAAAGAGUGUUAUGAGAUGAUUCAUACUGCUGAAGAUAAUUGGAUAAUGGUUGAUAUCCGAGAAGCUGCGCAUGUAAUAGAAUCUUUUUGUCAUAUAACAGGAUAUUAUCGCAUUAAGUACGAUGAGGAAAACUGGUACAAAAUUACCCAAUACUUGAAUUCUACAGACUAUAAAAAUAUAAGUGUCAUAAAUCGUGCUAAAUUAAUUGAUGAUCUGUUUUAUUAUACGAUAUUAGAACGUCAGCUUAAUCUAUCCAUAUUCUUGAACCUUACAGUAUAUUUGUCGCAAGAAACAGAUUAUGCGGCAUGGUAUCCAAUGAUCAAAAUACUUGAAUAUAUUUCGAGUGUAUUUCCAGUGUCAGUACUUAGUUUAAAUGAGACAUAUAAUAUAGGAAGAGUCUUUUAUCCAAAAGAAAUCAAUGCCGGUUUUAUAAAGGGAAAAAUGAGAGAUUUGUUGGCUAAAUCUUUGAAGGUACUAGGAUUUGAAAAGCUUCCGAUGGAGUCUAAACUUACUGAAACUUUAAGGCAAGAGAUUGCAAAAUGGGCAUGUAUAUUAGAACACCCUAAGUGUCUAAAAAUAGCCAAAUUAAAGUUAGAACAACAUCUUUCAGAUCCUCAAACAUUCAAAAUUUUACCGGGAUGGAAGAAAUGGACAUUCUGCAAUGGUAUUAAAGCCGUGGAUCCAGUUACAUGGAAAUAUACGAAGGAGAUUUGGGUUGAUAAUGUCGGUGAUAAAUAUAUUGAAUAUAUAUCUUGUUUUGAUCCUAAUAUUGCAUACUUGUUAUUUCCAUAUCUUAACUAUCACAAAAGAGCACGCGUAAUAACAAGAAAAAAUCAAUAUAAUACUGUUAAUGUAUUCUUUUCUCUCAUUGUAAAACAUGCUAAUACAAAGUAUAUUCUUGAUCAAAUUUUACGCAAGUUUUGGGAUAUCAGACCAAGAAUAAUAAAAAUACAUGCUGCGCUAGUUCUUGUCAUUAACCACGUAUAUUCCAUAGAACGUCUUAAUGAGGUUUCUAUUUUUGUAAAAUUAAAGGAGGUAGACUUAAGAAACUUAACGACACAAGCUUCUCACAAAAUAGAAAUACGUAGGUCAGAAAUUGAAAGACAGAUUAAUUAUUUACAGACCAACCUACAAAUUAAGUAUCCACAGACAUUUACAGAGGAAGAUGAGCUCUCUAAUACUACAAUCAGUGAAACCACAGGAAGAACAACAUUGAAAAUAUUUGAUGAUGAUGACAUACCUGACGAGUUAUUUACGUGGUAGACUUAUGACUAUCAAUCUCAGCGAAAUAUAUAAAUACACAAAUCUUUUAAUAUUAAUACACUAAUAUUAAAGUUGAAAUCACUAAAAGAUAAAAAAAUAUUCACUAAAAUUAUCGCAGUUAUAAGUCUAUCACUACAAGUCAGUAAUAAUUCAUUGAUUAUUAUUUAGAGAAAAUUAAGUUAAAUAAACUUGGCUAUGUAAAUGUAAGUUGUGGAAUAAUUUGCAAAAAAUAUUUGAAGACUAUAUGUACAGUUAGAACGAGUAAACUACUAAAAAUAAAUUUGCAAAGUAUCUGUAUUUACCUCGAUAUUAAAUCUU